AUGCCUGAGUUGCGCAUUCCUUUGUGCCAAUGGACCAUGGAAAGGAUUUCUGGGGAUUCCGAGAUGAACGGAGUGGAACGACUUAAACCCGAGCCAACCAAUUCGGAGUGCAAUCUCAACGGUCACCCAACGAUUCUAUUCACCUCGACCGAAUCCACAGAUGAGUCACCCAAUGACACAUGCGCAGAUUGCGCCAUUGAGCGUUCGUUCUGUUCCCACAAACUCCGGGCUGAAUACCGGCUUCGAUUGCAUGAUCAUGCUCGAUUUUGUCAGAAUCCGGGCGCCGCAACUUGGUUGGCUGCUGGAACAACCCUCGGUUUUGUUCAAUUAAUUCGUUCCGAGUAUCUCUAUUUGAAGUGUUUUGAUGAAGCCCUUGGUCGCCAGCCGGAUACUGAAGAAUCACCUUUCCUGCUUCGCUAUCACGUACCAUUCGAUCGGGCUCCCAAAAAUCAGGCCCGAUGGACUCCAUUCAUUGAUGCUCCCGAACUCCCGAACAGCGGGCCAAGCAAAUCCAAAAGUCGUGUUCCGACUAAAGGAACGCGAAAUCCGAAGCAGCUAGAUGGUUUCUGUCCUGGUCGAUCUAUCAUGUUCGCACUCAAACCCAAGGAAGCCCCCAAGCCGGUCCCUGUGCCUCGUCCUGUCCUCAUCUCCAGUUCGGAAUCAUCCGACGACGGUGCGGCUGAUGUGAAAGAUGAAUUGCGGGCAGUCUGUGUUCGAACGCGACGACCCACAACUACCCGCAAGGAUCAAAAGACAAAACCGACCAAUACUCCAUCUCCGAUAGAUUCACUCAGUCUUAGUUCUUUGUCUGAUAAUGUUGACGGUCAGGAUAGUGAUCAAACUGAACCAUGCACUCAACCCACAUGA
Echinostoma caproni is the source of this 867-nucleotide messenger RNA. The record is from the annotation of a GenBank genome assembly. NCBI's taxonomy places the organism in Eukaryota, Metazoa, Platyhelminthes, Trematoda, Plagiorchiida, Echinostomatidae.